Messenger RNA from Pocillopora meandrina, 660 nucleotides. The record is from the annotation of a GenBank genome assembly. NCBI's taxonomy places the organism in Eukaryota, Metazoa, Cnidaria, Anthozoa, Scleractinia, Pocilloporidae.
AUGAUCCCUUUUUUAUGGCACUAUGUAGAGAAACCAGGGAAAGUAUCCAUCAAAUCAUCAGAAUCACUCAUUCAAGCAACUUUGAUAAUAAAACGAUGGAAAGCACCGGCUGAUGAUGGAGGAAGUCCCAUUACAGGAUACCGACUGAUCUUACAAAAGGGUGAAACUGAGAUAGAAAAUAAUAAUAUCACCGACCCUGGGACGAUAACUUAUUCGUUUCGUGGUUUGGAGAAAGAUACCACCUACACGGUGAAACUGUUUUCCAGAAAUUUUGUAUUCGAGGGAGAUCCUACUGUAUGGAAAAUUAGCACCCUAUUUGAAGGUGAGGAAUCGCAAAAGAUGUCGUGACUGAGCACUUUACACCAAUCAUUUUUUUGCCAACUUAGAUUUGUGCCAGUUUUAACAAUGUUAUCUACUCGCCGCAGAUUGACGACAUCCUCCCAUGCGAUUAUCGAUAACUUUAUUAAAAGAUUUUUGAUUUUAAAUGCUUGCCCACUUCUUAGUGGCCAGUUUCCUUUCCCUCUCUAAUGGUUGUUUGAGAGGUACCUACGUUUUAAGAAGCAGAAUAAUUAAUAAACCACAGGUGAAAGUAGGUGAGAUGAGAAAACCAACUUAACGGAUUCCGUUUCAUACACUACGCUGACCUUUCAUUUCAAAUAA